Molecule: messenger RNA, 1468 nt
Organism: Miscanthus lutarioriparius
Lineage: Eukaryota; Viridiplantae; Streptophyta; Magnoliopsida; Poales; Poaceae
Source: the annotation of a GenBank genome assembly
CCAACCAGGCCUGUCUCGCAUCGCAGGCUCUCCCUCCUCUCCGUCCUUCCCGAAGCACGCAGCGCGCUCUCUCUACAGAAUCCCAUUCCACACGCGCCGCCCCAGCCGCAGGCGAGGCUACGGUGGUGCUGCUGCGUGCUCACCCUCCCCUGCUCUGCGGCCUCGAGAAUUUAACUUUGGAGUACCAGUGAUGCAAAGGGACACUAGCUCUAGCGAUGCUUCUGCUUCUCAUGCAGGGCGCGUAAGACGUCGCAGACAUGCAACUGAGGCUACCACAGAUGGGAAUAGAGCUAAUGGACAGCCGUUGCUUGUCAAUGAUCAGAACAAGUAUAAAUCAAUGCUUAUCCGUACAUAUUCUACAGUAUGGAUGAUUGGAGGCUUUGCCUUUAUUGUUUAUAUGGGUCAUUUAUAUAUCUGGGCCAUGGUGGUUGUCAUUCAAAUAUACAUGGCAAGAGAGCUUUUCAACCUACUCAGAAAAUCCAGUGAAGAGAAACAGCUGCCAGGGUUCAGGCUGCUGAAUUGGCACUUCUUUUUCACGGCAAUGCUGUACACUUAUGGGCGCUUUCUUAGUCGGCAGCUUGUGAAUACAGUAACUUCAGAUCACUUGCUUUAUAAGGUCGUCAGUGGCCUAAUAAAGUAUCAGAUGUUUAUCUGUUAUUUUCUUUAUAUUGCUGGCUUUGUAUGGUUUAUUUUGACUCUGAAGAAAAAGGCAUACAAGUAUCAAUUCAAACAGUAUGCGUGGACGCACAUGAUACUUUUAACGGUUUUUGCACAGUCCGCUUUCACUGUGGCAAACAUAUUUGAAGGGAUAUUCUGGUUUCUUUUGCCUGCUUCACUUAUUGUGAUCAACGAUAUCUUUGCUUAUUUAUUCGGGUUCUUUCUUGGGAGAACACCACUAAUCAAGUUGUCCCCAAAGAAAACCUGGGAAGGUUUUAUUGGUGCAUCAGUGACAACUAUCAUCUCUGCUUUUCUGUUAGCAAAUGUAAUGGGUCGUUCCCAAUGGUUGACAUGCCCAAGAAAGGAUCUGUCAACUGGGUGGCUUUAUUGUGACCCUGGUCCAAUGUUUAAGUCAGAGCAUUACUCGUUGGAAGAAUGGGUGCCACAUUGGUUCCCAUGGAAAGAACUAGCCAUUAUGCCUGUGCAGUGGCAGGCUUUAGCCCUGGGUUUGUUUGCAUCAAUAAUAGCACCAUUUGGAGGAUUUUUUGCGAGUGGCUUCAAGAGGGCUUUCAAAAUAAAGGAUUUUGGUGACAGCAUACCUGGGCAUGGUGGAAUUACUGACAGAAUGGAUUGUCAAAUGGUUAUGGCAGUGUUUGCAUACAUAUACCACCAAUCAUUCAUUGCACCUCAGAACUUCUCUGUUGAGAUAAUCUUGGAUCAGAUUAUAAGAAACCUAGCCUAUGAGGAGCAAAAAUACCUGUACGAGCGACUUGGGGAGAUCUUCCACGAGAGGCAAUUGACGCAAAGCUGA